AUGCCCCAGGGAAAUGGGUCACCUCCAGCCUGGCGCGGGGAGGGAGAAAGUCAAUUACACGCCACAGGCACCGGGCCGGCAGGGUCUCACCAGGCAGAGGGAGAGGAAGCCAGGGCAGGAAAGAGGGAGUCAUCAGGCAGAGGGAGAGGAGGCCAGGGCAGGAAAGAGGGAGUCACCAGGCAGAGGGAGAGGAGGCCAAGGCAGGAGAGAGGGAGUCACCAGGCAGAGGGAGAGGAGGCCAGGGCAGGAAAGAGGGAGUCACCAGGCAGAGGGAGAGGAAGCCAGGGCAGGAAAGAGGGAGUCACCAGGCAGAGGGAGAGGAAGCCAGGGCAGGAGAGAGGGAGUCACCAGGCAGAGGGAGAGGCGGCCAGGGCAGAGGGAGAGGAGCCAGGCAGAGGAGAGGGAGUCACCAGGCAGAGGGAGAGGAGGCCAGGGCAGGAGAGAGGGAGUCACCAGGCAGAGGGAGAGGCCAGGCAGGGAGAGGGAGUCACCAGGGAGAGCCAGGGCAGAGGGAGUCACCAGGCAGAGGAGAGAGGCAGGCAGAGAGGAGGCCAGGGCAGAGGGAGAGGGGGUCACCAGGCAGAGGGAGAGGAGGCCAGGGCAGAGGGAGAGGAGGUCACCAGGCAGAAGGGGCCUGGUGACUUCUGA
Messenger RNA from Knipowitschia caucasica, 648 nucleotides. Lineage: Eukaryota; Metazoa; Chordata; Actinopteri; Gobiiformes; Gobiidae. The record is from the annotation of a GenBank genome assembly.